GCAGCAGCAGAGGCAGCAGGCAGAGCGACACCGGCACCCUCCGAAUUGGGACUCUAGCCCUUUAAAUCUGCUCAGUUACCAAAAAACGAAGAGGCUUCAGACCCUGUUAAUUAAAGCUCGCCCUGGCCCAUCGCUCUGAGGAGCUGCUGUGCUCUGCUCCCUCCCGAUGCCCUAGAGAUUCUCCUCAGCUCCCAGCCAUGGAUCCCGGAGCGGCUCCCCCGAGACCAGCAGGAGAGCGUGCGUCUCCGCCGGCGUUCCCUUGAUGGGCUCACAAACCUCUCUGAGAACAUCGCUCUGGACCUCCGAUGCGGCUGCCCGAGCAACCUGGAGAGGGGAAGCCUGAGAAUGAGGAAAAGGGGGGCAGAGGAGCCCCCGGAGGGGGAGAGGAGCCGCCGAGGAGCCAGGCCCCCGACUUCCCCACUUGGGACAAGAUGCCUUUCCACCACGUGACCGCCGGCUUGCUGUACAAGGGGAAUUACCUCAACCGCUCCCUCUCCGCCGGCAGCGACAGCGAGCAGCUCGCCAACAUCUCCGUGGAGGAGCUGGACGAGAUCCGAGAGGCCUUUCGGGUUCUGGACCGCGAUGGGAACGGCUUCAUCUCCAAGCAGGAGCUGGGCAUGGCCAUGCGCUCGCUGGGGUACAUGCCGAGCGAGGUGGAGCUGGCCAUCAUCAUGCAGCGCCUGGACAUGGACGGGGAUGGCCAGGUGGACUUCGAUGAAUUCAUGACAAUUCUUGGCCCCAAACUGGUGUCUUCAGAAGGUCGUGAUGGUUUUCUUGGAAACACAAUAGAUAGCAUAUUCUGGCAGUUCGACAUGCAGAGGAUAACGCUGGAGGAGCUGAAGCUCAUCCUGUACCACGCCUUCCGGGACCACCUGACCAUGAAGGACAUCGAGAACAUCAUCAGCAACGAGGAGGAGAGCCUGCAGGAGACGUCGGAGAGCUGCCAGACGGAGUUUGAGGGAGUGCACUCCCAGAAGCAGAACAGGCAGACGUGCGUCCGCAAGAGCCUCAUCUGCGCCUUCGCCAUGGCCUUCAUCAUCAGCGUCAUGCUGAUCGCCGCCAACCAGAUCCUGCGCAGCGGCAUGGAGUAGCCGCGGCGCCCGGCCCGGCCUGCAUGUGCAUGGCCUGCGCGGACCCGGCUCCUGCGUGCCCAGCGCGGCUCCCAGUGGGACCUGAGGCCGCAGCGCAGCCGGUGUCGCUCACCCGCUCCAUCUCCUUGGCAGGGACACAAAAGGGCUGUCUUACACGCUUUAAGGGUUUCCUUCCCAAUGCAAUAAAAUAGCCAGGAGUUCCAGUGACUGCGCGCACCACCCCUUAGGACUCUGCAGACAGACAGACUUCUCAGCUCGGGGGUUUCCAGUGGCAGCCCCGACAGCCAGGGCGCGGCACCCACGGGCCCCAUUGUUCGAGCCCCACCCCCGGGCCAACGGGAGGCUCCCGGCUGGGGGAACCCUCCGCCCCACGGGGCUGACUUCCGGGACAGGGGGGCUGCCCACCCCACCCUGGCCUGCCUCCUGCACCCCGUGGAGCCCCCCAAAGGCACAAGGGGAAAGCCAUCGACGGGGGUGCAGCGCCUGGCCGUGCGCAGGCCACACCCUCGCCUCCGCGCCCCCUGCCUCUCCUGCAGGACCCCUGCGGGCAGAGGUGGGGAUGCUGGGUUCCCGCCCACACUUAAUUCUGUUCCUGGAGCCUGGCGCACCAGCACCCCGGAGCCUGCAGAGCCCCCGCCCUCCUCCCAGCUGGGCCACCCCUGCUGCCCUCCGCGGACACGGAAGCUGCUCACGGGCAUCUGUCCAGACACGCGGACUGUCGCAUACGUCGGUCUUCCUCUUGGGCGACAUCCGUCUUUCCUGACCACUAACUCCCGCUGCACGCUUGUCCUCCGACUCGCAUCCCCGCUCCUGGGCGGACCGGGUAGCCCGGGGGUGGUGCGGGGCAGGACCGAGACCAGGGGGAGGCAGUGGUGCAGCCCACCCCCCGCCGUCGGGCUCGGAGCCGGAGCCCAUCUCCGGCCCCAAGGCCCCGUAAGUUCAGGUCCGGGAGCCCCUUCCCCGCUUCUCAUCUUCAACUCUGCUUCGUUCGUCUUCCCCGGAGAGAGACAGUCCGCGCUGCACAGACGAACGGUGGAGCGACUAUUUCGCAUGGCCCCUCGCAGCACGCGAUUCCGCAAGUGACUCCUCUUCACAAGGAAACGAAAAGGUGUGAAUCAGCUUAGCCCGCACGACAGGUGACUCACUGCUACCGGUGGCGGCAAACUUCUGGGGACGGGACAGGGUUCCAGGGCACGUGUUCGGGUCCGGCACUGCCCGGCCUCCCCCGGACGCCCGCCAGCCACCGCCGCGGGGUCCAGCGGCACAGCCGGCCGAGCCCGUGGUCUUCCCACGUGAUGUUUCCCUUUGUACUGGCCAAGCUCGGGUCUCCACGUCUGUCACGGGGCUGUCCUGCUCCUCUCGUUCCGCGGCGUCCCGAGGCGACAUGCUCUUCCCGCUGGCUCCUUCCCUCUCCCCCGGAGCUGAGGUGCCAGAGUUGUCCUGGGCUUCGCAGUGCGGUGGGUGUCCCCGAUGCCGUCCCCCGGCACCCUCUCUCAGCUUUCUCCCCACUGCCUUCUCCGACUUGUCCUUUUAGGGUCUUUUUAGGGUCUUUUUUGGGUUCACCUCUGCAAGUGCCCCAGGCAGCAGCCGGGGGCAACCGCGGAACCCCCCGCCAUGGGAGACGGUGGUCCCUCAGUGACGAGCACAAGUCAUACUAGAGUUUGAGCCAUAGUGUGCAGGACGGAGCAGGGGAGAGUCCCCAGAGCUGGGGGGUCGAGGUCCCGCUGGGAAAAUGCCUGGAGUCCCGCCCAGCCAGGCCAAGGAAGGCAGCAGCCUGCCUGUCCCUCUUGCCCGCCCUGCCCUGCCUUGGUGCACACCGCACACCUGCCUCUUCUCUCUCUCCCCCUGCCCGACUGACCGCGGCCCUCAGGGUCGGCGCCCGAACGAAGACGGGUCUGAAUACAGCACUGACACGUAAGACAACUUCUUUAGUUUUGCCCAGAGCAGCUUACCUCCCCGACCCCCCCCCCCAGCUGGACUUGGACGGGAAGGAGCCCGUGGACCGCUAGACCAUGUCCUCCUGGGCCCCAAAGUAGAUGGGAUAGAGGCCCCCGGGCAUGACUCCUAAAGGAACCUGCCCCGCGAGAGGGGAGUGCAGGGCUUCCCCGGAGGUCGGGGGGCGUACAGGAGGUUGGAGCCCGAGGCAGGGGCAGGGGCGAGAAGGAGCUGUGGAGAGGCAGCGGCGACCUGCUCAAGGCCUCGGCGUGCCCUCCCCGGAGAGGACCCCGCCCCCCGCCCCCCAGGGACCAGUAAGCAGCCGGUCCCACACUGCGGGGACAGGAGCAGCACGCAGCCCUCGUGCCGAGAGAGGACAACGCGGAAGCUGUAGCACGAUCUUGGAGGGGCCCCGCCCCGGGGGCCUGACACACGGCACCCGGCAGCCAAAGUGUGGGGGGACAGGCCAGACCCGGUUGCAUUCCUGAGACUUCGGGCGCUAAGAGCUUAUCCCCGUGGCGUGACCCGUGGCUGCUUUGCCUGGACAGUCUGUCAGAGGGGUUGGGAUUCCUCUUAAGGCCUACGAGCUUGACUUCUGGCAGGCUCCGGGGCCCCCGCCCCAUUCUUGCUGUGAGAACGGGUGCCCCCCCAGACCACGCAGGUGGUGACCGGGGAGGCAUUUUGCUAGGGGGACAAGGCACACACGUAGGCCCUGACCCACCAGAAGCGGUCUGCUGUCACCCCAGACACACACAGAGCCCUAAACAGGACCCAGCAUGGGAACUAUUAGAAGUGGCUUCCAGAAUGUGUGUGGGUCCCAUGUGACCCAUCUGGAGAAGGAAAGGGGGUGGGGACCACGUUGCCAUGGCAGCCCUUGCACUGCUGCCGAGUUCGCCAAGGCAAAGCAGGGAACGUUUCCUUAAGGAGCACGGGCUCUGCCUGGUUGCAGCCGGAGUCCGCGCGUCCACGUCCCCCGGGGCAGUAAACUACGCUCUCGAAGUCGGCCGGUUCCUCUGCCUUUCCUGGCGUUGCGAAGCCGCCCUGCCGUUGCUCGGGAGAACGGAGCUCCCUGAGAGCCGGUGGCUUCCGCCCCGCCUCCCACCCCCCUUCCCAGGGAGCAGGGACCCCUUCAUCUGGGCAAAAAGGCAGAAAUGUCAUUUGGAAGGCAGAAAAUAUUUUAAGCUUCAAUCUUUAAAAGCAUCUGUUUGCCUGUUUAGACGCUCUCCCACGAGCCAGAAAUGUGAAGUUUUACGUGUGGUCUCAGGCAAGCCCAGAGGCCUCAGAACCUUCUAGGUGUUUGGUCUGCGAGAACGAGAUGUGCACGAGACGGGUUCUGUCCCCACACCCGCUCCUGUCUCCGACUUCACACACGUGGUCUCCUGUGUUUAGCCAGAAGAACCGGGUAAAAGGCGGCAGGCUCGUUCCGACGGCAGUGACCCUCCCAGCCUCCCCUACAGAAUCAGAGAGUGACGGAUCUAAGAAGGCGGGGGGGGGGGGGGGAUUUCUCUUUUCUUCCAAAGGCCUUCUCUAGGCUCAGGUCCAGACUCAGGUGAUAAAUCAGAGAGUUUUGCUCUUAACUCGUAGCCAAUCGCCUCCCCGGGACCGUGACAGAACAGCAACGGUGUGACCGACCGCCAAGCACAGGUCCCGGGUUGGCCGGCCUGGCCACGUGUGGCUGCACGUCCUGAAGCCCCGUCCUGCUGUGCCAUCGCCCUCGACCCCCACGGACGCUGCGGAGCUCUGCCCCCGUCCCCCACGAUGUCCCAAACCAUCCUGGGUUGGUCUCCUGCACCGUCUCCCCGGAAGCCCAUAGCGACAGAACUCACCCCGUCCCGCGGAGACGCAGGGACACCCGGGACCCCGCCGCAAGGAGACACCCAGUUUUCCUAUAGCGCCAUGAAGAUGCAGACGGGCCGAGCCCAGACUUGAGACUCGGCACACAGCGGUCGCGUUCCCAGGACGGCUGUCUGGAGCGCGGCCGUCGGCCUUGACCUGACAUCAGAAGUUCCGCGGCGGCCUCUUCCGUGACUCUCGCAGGGCGGAGGGUCCACACCUCGUGGCCCUGCCGUAGCCAUUUUCACCCCUCAUGCCCCAGCUGUCCCCGAGGGCGGGGGAUCCAUCCGAAACAGAAAAGUGCCAUUAGCCAGCAGGGAAGGUUCCAGCUUGAAUGCCGUCAACCACAGUGACCGGAGGAGGAAUCCCGCGGUCCCUCGUGCCCCGGCCUCUGCGCGAGCCGGAACGGCCGAAGAGUCCAGCUUCCGCUCAUGCUUCCUGGGACUAAGUCACCCGGGACUGUCCCCAGGGGUGUGGCCCUGCCAGAAGUCCUGGGUUUGGGGAGGAACACGGUGAAAUGCACAAACCAGCCGCACAUCUCUCUGUCCCGCGCUCACUGUGAGUGCGUGUGGCCAGGGCGCGCGGCUGUGCUCUCUGCCUCGCACUGGCUCGGGACCCUCCUGACACGGCCUCAAGGGACGUGGUCCCAAAGCUCAGAAGGUCUUCGUGGCAAAAGUAAUUCGAUUCCUUGGGCUUGAAAUAACAGCCACGAAGAACAGGUGUUGCCAGUCCAUGGAAGGCAGUGAGUUUCCCUCUGAAACUGGAAGACGCGCCGCGGCCCCGACGGCGGGUAGCUUGUCGGCUGGACACCCUCGCGAGGCCCCGCCCUCACCCCCUUCUUCCCUGAGCUUGGGGCGCUGGCUGGCAGGACUGGCUCUCACAACGCUAGACGCGACUUCCUCCCAGAGAAGGGCUGUGGAGGCUGGAAUUCCCCAUGGGGUGAAGAACGGGCUAAUUAGGAGGGAAUAUUCCAGCGAAUGGAAAAUUCACGUGUGCUGUUGCUCCCUCCCUGGACCUGUGAAAAGAAACAUGGUGCAGGGCCGCACAGGCUGGCCUCUGGACGCGUUCCCGGCGUGUCUGGCCUACUGUGGUGUCGUACGAGGCACCGAGUGCCACGGGGCUGCUGCCACCAACCCGAUGCUUGUGACACGGCAGGCAAGCGUCGAGAGGAAACCGGCCGGUGACUCACCUUCCCCCGGGGACGCGGACACCUGCUGAGCUCAGAACGCCUCUCCUGGGGUUCCCUCUGGCCGCAGACCUGUUGAAUAAGGCCCGGAGAGCGGAGUUCAGAGCCAGAAGCGCGGGAGCCCCAUCACGUGAGGACGCCACGUGCUUCUGCCCCCGACCAGCCCUGAUGACUCUGAGUGACCUUUGGUCCCCGGCCUCAGGUUUCUGACCUCUAGAGCAAAGGGACACCAGAAGCCCCCCUGCACCGUGAGUCUGUCUGUCUGAAACGAGUCAAACGCUGCCUAGACACGGGAGGGUCCCUCUGCCCCCGGGAGCGGCGCCGGGUCCGGCACUUUCUCUCCCAACGCGGCUCCCCAGAGGCGCUUGUAACCAAGUGUGUCUCUCGGUCUCGUCUGUGGAUGAAACCGUGCGAAUGGGCUCGUGUCCAACGUGCGGCGUCUUGCGAGUGAGGGUUUUCUUUACUCCCCAAGGUCUUGCUGACUCCAGGGAACACCAGAGAGGGGCUUCGCGUCCCCUUGUCAGCCGAUGUGAAAAGGAGGGGGUCGGAGCACUUCUCCGCACAUCCGCGCACAGAGUUCGCGGACAGGGACGGGUGGGGCAGAGCCAGACCCCAGGGAGAGACGGGGCUCUCCGUCGGAGCAAGCCCGCCGGAAGCCACCGAGUGAGGAGUGCGGCCUCCACACCUGCGCCCCUUCCUUCCUUCCUUCCGUUUUCUGGCCGUUCCGUACACGUGGUGUGGUUUAUAGUUACUCGUGACACGGCAGGAGGACAGUCACCGUCUCCUGACUGUCGGGACGAACAUGGGCGCUGGGGGGACACCAGCCACUGCGAGCGUCUUUUGAAGGCUCAGGGGUGCCGAGCCCGGGCCGGGCUUACAUGCGCCCCAGCCCUGAGAGCUGAAGGGCAGGACGAGGGGCUGCUGGACCCAGGAAAGUCCCAAGUCCUUCUGCCCUAUGACGACAGAACAUCUAAGUCUCUGUCCCUUUUCCCCGUCCUAGAGUGGACUAGGGCUUUUGUACAAGCUUGUUUCUCUACAAGCCCUCCUGUUCUCCCCUGGAAAAACCCAGCCUGGUCAGGAAAGGGUCCUCAGCUCCUGGGAGAAAUCUGCACAAGCCAGAGCCUCCCGGCUCCCUCCCAGGAAGAUCAAUGCAUAUUCUUGCUGUCUGACCCAGAAAUCUGGUUUCAGGGGAUCCUUGAAAGGUUUCUUAGUGGGGUUUGAUUUUCCCCCUAAUUCUGAAUCCAGGAAGAAGCUCCUUCAAGGACUAACCAAAGACAAUGCUCUUGGAUGGGAAUCCGAUCCAGAAAGUCUGGUCAGCAGUGGGCUGGCAAACUCUCAUCUGGGGGGGGGGGGGGGCUCGGCGUCAUGAGACUCGGACGUGACUUGUUUCUCGAAGCACAGUAUAGCACAGUUAGCGGCUGGGUGGCGACCGGAGCACCGCUGAGGGCUGCGAGGGCCGGUGCGCCCGGAGCCCGCUGCGCUCGGAUCGAGAACGGGCCACGAAGACGGAAACCCUGGGCCACAGUCUUCCCAUUUACCUCAUUCAUGUUCCUUUUUUCUUUUUCCUUCCGUAUUAGGUGAUGAUUUCUGCUAUUAAGUGGUGAGAGAGUCAGCAGACUAGUCACAAGAAAAUCUUUAUAUAAAAUGUAAAUAUUAAUAUAAAUUAACUUGGCAUGCAACUUACUAACCCAUGAAGUAUAUACUAUCAAUACGUUCUCUCAGUGUAUAAAGGGAAACUGACUGCCAUAUUUACCAGAUGUUUUCUGUAACCAAACUUGUCUGUAAAUAUAUAAUCUGUAUAAAAAGAGUCUAAUUUACCAUUAUUUAUGCAAUAGAAAAAAUAAAAGUUUUUUUUUCUUUUGA
Messenger RNA from Mustela lutreola (European mink), 7908 nucleotides. It is a transcript of the gene CALN1, whose product is annotated as calneuron 1. Gene Ontology annotation, molecular function: calcium ion binding. Lineage: Eukaryota; Metazoa; Chordata; Mammalia; Carnivora; Mustelidae. The coding region runs from base 306 to 1091 and encodes 261 amino acids. The transcript has 7 exons. The record is from RefSeq and is a predicted model, not a curated record.